Molecule: messenger RNA, 1125 nt
Organism: Ustilago hordei
Lineage: Eukaryota; Fungi; Basidiomycota; Ustilaginomycetes; Ustilaginales; Ustilaginaceae
Product: putative DNA repair endonuclease rad2
Exons: 1
Coding region: 1-1125 (374 amino acids)
Cellular component (GO): nucleus; cytoplasm
Molecular function (GO): 5'-3' exonuclease activity; 5'-flap endonuclease activity; DNA binding
Source: RefSeq, a predicted model, not a curated record
AUGGGCAUCAAGGGACUCACAGCACUCAUCUCGGACGAAGCGCCCGGCGCAAUCCGAGAAAUGGAAAUCAAAACCUACUUCGGUCGAAAAGUAGCCAUCGACGCUUCAAUGUCUCUCUACCAGUUCCUCAUCGCCGUACGUCAAAACGAUGGACAACAGCUCAUGACCGAAUCCGGAGAAACGACUUCCCAUCUCCUCGGCUUCUUCUACAGAACACUUAGGAUGAUCGACUAUGGCAUCAAACCGAUGUAUGUUUUCGACGGAACUCCUCCCGAUCUCAAAAAAGAGCUUCUUCAGAAAAGGUUCGGUCGUCGAGAAGAGGCUCGUGAACAGCAAGAAGAACAGAAAGAUGUUGCCGAUGUGGAAAAAAUGGAUCAAUUGGCUCGACGACAAGUCCGCCCCACGAGACAGCACAAUGAAGAGGUCAGACAUUUGCUAAAGCUAAUGGGUAUCCCCUGUGUCAUUGCUCCAUCGGAAGCAGAGGCUCAAUGUGCCGAGUUGGCUAGGGCAGGCAAGGUGUACGCAGCGGGAAGCGAAGAUAUGGACACACUCACAUUCGGCACUCCUAUCUUGCUCAAGCAUCUGACUGCGUCGGAGCAGAAGAAGUUACCGGUGCAUCAGGUGGAUCUACCCAAGGCCUUGGAGGGGUUGGGGAUGGAUAUGGCUCAAUUCAUCGAUCUCUGCAUUCUUCUCGGUUGCGAUUAUCUCGAUCCCAUCAAAGGCAUCGGGCCGAAAACAGCGCUCAAGCUGAUCCGAGAGCACAAGACAUUGGAGAAGGUAGUCGAGCAUUUCAAGGAGGAGGCGAAGAAAUCAGUCCAGAUUCCAGAACACUGGCCGUUUCAGGAGGCGAGGAAGAUCUUUGAGAAUCCGCAUGUACAAAAGGGGAAAGAUUUGGAUUUGAAGUGGGAAACACCGGAUGUCGAAGGAAUGGUUAAGUUCCUUUGUCAGGAUAAGGGAUUUAGCGAGGAUAGGGUGAGAAAGGGGUGUGAGAAAUUGCAGAAGAGUUUAGGUCAGAAACAGCAGGGAAGACUCGACGGUUUCUUUACUGUCAACCGCGAGGGAGCAGCACCGAAGAGGAAAGCAGAGCAGGACAAGAAGGGCGCUAAGAAGAAGGGUAAGAAGUGA